Messenger RNA from Falco peregrinus (peregrine falcon), 6010 nucleotides. It is a transcript of the gene TMEM271, whose product is annotated as transmembrane protein 271. The transcript has a single exon. Lineage: Eukaryota; Metazoa; Chordata; Aves; Falconiformes; Falconidae. The coding region runs from base 302 to 1375 and encodes 357 amino acids. The record is from RefSeq and is a predicted model, not a curated record.
GGCUCCCAUCCAUAAUUAAUCGCCGCCCCGCAGCCGCCGCGAUAAGAGAGGGCGGGCGGGGACGAGGAGGCGGCGGCGACCGGGAGGCGGGGGGGGGAGCGUGUGCGCUCGCCGCGCCCGGCUCACUGCGGCCGGCGGCUGCCUGCCGUGCGGAGCGCAGCCCAGCUCAGCCGCCCCGUCGGGGAGCGCCGCGCUCGCAUGGCCGCGCCGCGCCGCGCCGCCGCCGCCGCGGGGCCGAGGGGGGCCGCGGGAGGAGGAUGAGGCGGGCGGCGGGGCGGCGGCGGCGGCGGCGGCGCGGAGGAUGAAGUGGAGCGUGCGGGGAGCCUGCGCCGCGCUCUCCAGCUGCCUCCUGCUCGCCUGCGCCCUCAGCGCCGCCGCCGUGGGCCUCAAGUGCUUCUCGCUGGGCUCCGAGCUGAAGGGCGAGCCCUUCCGCCUGGGCACCGCCGCCGGCGCCUUCUACUCGGGGCUGCUGCUGGCCGCCGGCCUCUCGCUGCUCGCCGCCGCACUGCUCUGCUGUCGCCCGCCCGACGAGGCGCCCGCGGCGCCGGCUCCGGCCUCGGCCUCGGCCCUGGCCCCGGCUGGCGACCCGGACGCGGCAGGCGGCGGCCCCGGCGGGGGGGAGGCGGCGGCCGUGCCGUCGGGGCCGGUGGAGAAGGCGCCGCCCGGGGGGCGGCAGAACUUCCUGCUGCUGGGGGUGCUGGUGUUCAUGCUGGGCGUGCUGAGCGCCUUCGCCGGCGCCGUCAUCGACGGCGACACCGUGUCGCUGGUGGAGAGGAAGUACUCGCACUACUGCCUGCUGCAGCCCGGCGGCGCGGCCCGGCCACGGAGCGGCCCCGCGGCCCCCGACAGCUCCGCCGCGGCUCUCCGCUGCCAGAAGCUGCGGGACUACCAGCAAGGCUUGGUGCUCUCCACGGUCUUCAACGCUCUGGAGUGCCUCCUGGGCCUGCUCAACUUGCUGCUCGUCAAGAACUACAAGGCCUCGCAGCAGCGCGGGCGGCGGAGGCGGCGGCGGCGAGCGGCACCGGCGACGGCGGCGGCGGGCGGGCGGCGGCGGCGGCGGCGGGGCGGCGGCGGCGGGCGGCGGGCGCCGCGCCACAGCCAGGGCUCCCUCUUCUCCGGCGGCGAGCCCGAGCUCAGCCCCGGGGACUGCCCCUUCCAGGCCGUCUCCUACAUCAACGUGGGCGUUUUCCACGUCUUCGACGAGGCAGGCGUGGAGGUGCACUGCGGCGGGCAUCCUUCCGUCGAGCUGCCCGGCUACUCGCCCAUGGACCCCGAGCUCAACGCCUCCUACCCCUACUGCUACCCGCUGCCCAGCGAGCAGCCCCCCGCCUACGAGGAGAUCUACCCCGGGGAGCCCUGCGCUCACGGCACCUAGCGCCGACCGCCGGCGGGACUCCCGGCUCCCCGCCCGGCCCCCGGCUCGCCGUGACACCCGGGAGCGGGAGCGGGUCGCCCGGCGCCUCGCAGCCGCGGGGCUCGGGAACAGCCCUCGCACCGCCGACGGGACGGCCCGGCGCAGCGGGCCGCGGGCGGGGUGCCGCCGUGCCUCUGGCUCUGCGGAAGCUUCUCCUCCCACCCUCCCUCUCCGCUUUCCCCCUUCUCUUCCCCCUCCCCUCCCUCACACCGACCGUCCGUCCGUCUGUCCGUCCCUCUGUCCGCCGGCGGCUGAAUUUUCCAAAGGCUGCGCAAGAAACGCCUGACGGUUGGUUCCUACGGCCGCCUCUCCUCCGUAGCCAAGUUUAGUUCCCUUCGAGUGAUUCAUCAGUCUCCAGCUUUAGCAGUCCAGAGUUACCCAUUGUUGAUAACCAGCCAGUGUAAGGAAAAGGUGUCAUGAAGCUUCUUUACCUCUCAAAAGAGCUAAAUUUCUAAACAACGCAGAGACAUUUGUGUCACGUUUACUAGAGGUGUAUUGGGGAUCUUUAACGUUUACACUACUCCUUGGGAGAAUCGAGUUCUGUUUUAAGAUUUAGUGAGUUAAAACAUUCGUUGGUCUUGUAAGAUGCACAUUGAGAAAAACCUGCACUUUGAAAAAGAAACAGGAAAAAAUCAACAACGUUUUUGUACACUGACGUGCCUGCUUUUGUUGAUAACUUCUUACUGUAAAAGCUUUCAGAAGUCUAUAGUGAAAAAUGUUUGGUAAAUUCACUGCAGUUUAAAAUUGAUGAUUAGUUCCUUUACUGAAACAACUGAGAUGUUGCUAGGAUAUGGCAGUUAAAAGGAAAGUCCAAAUGUCAUACACAUUCCUUUUUGUAAACAGGUUCUCUGUUUUUAAUGCAAGGCAGGAUUUCUUUUUGUUUUACACAGGUGAAGGGUUUAAUUCUAUUUUGUACAACUACAUAGUUUACCUUGUAAAGAGUUCCAUUUUACCUGUUACAAUUCAUCAAUCUGGUAAGCUUGAAUAUUAAAAGUUUUAUUUGAAAUAUAUAUAUAUUGUAAAACAGCCUUAACUGGUGCAGUGGUCACAGUUUUAAAGAUUUAAGAAAAAAAAAAAAAGAUAAACCAUCUUGGAAGACAUCUUCCAAAUGUGUUUUCAAAACAGUAGUUAUACUCCUAUUACGAGAAUUUUCUUUUUUGUUUUUAAAAAAAAAAAAAAGAGGCCACUUUAAUUCCUGAAGGGGGGGUAGGGUGGGGGGAUGGAUAAUAGCACUGUAUGUGUUAACUCUUUCUGAACUUAGAGGUAUUAAAAAGGCUUUCUGCAAAGAGAAAAACUGCUAAAUCCUUCUUUUGGAUUUUGCUGUGGAAUGCCAGGACCAGAUAGUGUAAGAAAGUGCUAAUUAAAGAAAAGCAGGUAUGGCGUAUUUUAUUACAUCAUUUGAGAACAGGUAAAGGCUUAAUUUCAUGUUGCACACAGAACCAAAAAGCAACUCUUCAGGUUGCAUUUAGUUCAGUACCCCCUCCCCCAGGUACAGCAUACUAAAAUGAAAUAUUACAAAAUAACAUUUCUAUUAAUCCUGUGUUUGGAGCCUGCUGCAUAAUGCCAGUGUAUCAGCUACCCAGAAACAGAGAGAGAGUGUUAAGGGAAUGCAAAGUUACAGUCUAUUUCUGUGGUCGAUGCAAAAUUAUUGUUUAACUUUUAGCUGCAGAGAGACUGACGUAAUUUAAAUCCUUGGAAUUGGAGAGAGAAGAUUUUAACCUAAAAAUAUUAAAAUCUCUGCACUGUUUUGUUUUCUAAAUUGUCUUGACUUGCACACUUUCUAUAAUCUGAAAUGCAGAAUGACUGAGAAGUCUUAAAAUUGCAAACUGAUGUCUGUGAAGCUCACAAUUAAAGCUGUAAUCUAGAGAAGACAGUUAAAAGCAGCAGUUGCCAAUUUGCCAAGUAAUUCUAAAUAGCGGAAAUUUAAAAUAUAGCUCUUCUUGGCCAGCAGAUUUUCUUGUGCAGAAUGCCAGCCUAAAACAUAUGCCCUGGCUAAGUCCCAUUUUAGUACUGAAGACUAGUUUUAUGCUAGCUCUCUGCAGAUGCAUGUCCUUAACCCCUCAUGGGGAAGUGACCAGGAAGUCCUGUAGUCUUUACGUAUAAUACUCAUUUAGGCACAAAACCAAUCCUGUAACAUACUGCAUUGCUCAUACAGAUGAGAUUUUGCAAAAUGAGUAACUAAAGCAAGGAGGUUAAAUCCUUAUGUGGGUCUCCAGUUGGAUGUGACAGCGUUAGUACCCUGUACUGAAUUAAAUGGGAACUGCUAGGCGGCAGGGUCAUUUUGAAAAACAGACCAGCUAGGUGCCUAAAUAAAGAUGCAGAAGUGUAAUAAUAGUUGUUGGCUUUAAAAAAAUUGGCUAUACACACUGUAGUUCAUGGAAGUUGUAUCUUAGUUUUACUUAAGGAAUUGAUUUUUGACAUAAAACGACAGUAUUUUACUUAACUAUUUUAGGAAUUGUGAACUAGACAGUUCUGAAACUCCAGAUGUUCCAAAGAUCAGUGCUCAGGGAAAUAAAUGGAAAGUCAAGAAAGCUACCUAUUAUACUCAAUUGUUUAAAUGUAAACAAUUUUAAACUAUGAAUUUUUAAGAUUGUUAAAUUCAUAACUUUUUUUUUUGUAUGUGUGUGUGUACACGUGUAAGUGUGCUUGCGUUUUAUUUAAGUCUGUUCAGAAUGCCAUUGAAUUAGGAUAUUUAUUUGUGGCUCAGUUUUAGUUCCCAAAUUUCUACUUCAUUUGGGCUUUUAUCCCCUGUAAUAGUUUAAUUUAGUGGUGGACAGAUUGCCAGAAUAACGUCCAAGUUGGACUCCCACAGAAGCCAGUAGGCGUCAUUUCAUUGACUUCAGUGGGUCUGGGCACAAAUUAUAUGUAACACCUACUCUAUAUUGGUCUUCUGGCAUGACAGGGUGCAGCAGUGGCAUAUUAUUUCUCAGUUAGUUAUUAUUUGUAUGGACAGCAGUAUUAAGGGAGGUCACCUAUGGUAUUAUCCACAUUUAAAAAAAAAAACAAACAGGAAAAAAAUUGGCAGGCAAAUUGACUAAACAAGCCAUGUUUUCUUAAAGAUGGUAUACAAAUGUUUCAGGUAUCUGGUGACUAACUUUUCCGAUAAAACACAAGUAUUUAUUUCUCAGUGAGAAGAAACCUAUAAAUACAGGAUACAAGAUGAGGCUUCACAAGCAUGAUUGCAGUAUUGUGAAGCCAUUUUUAGUAAACCUGAAUCAUCACUCUAUCUUCUGAGCAAUAAUGUUAGAGUGUAUAAACUGUACCGUGCCGAAAUUGAAAAUAGGCUGGUGUGGGAAGCAUCAGAGCGUAGAUUAAUUACCUGAGAGGACUGAUACUGUCCCUUUAUUUUCCAUUCCCUGUCACCUGAUUGUCGAGGUGAAUGCAAGCCUGAUCAAUUCAUGUCACUGGAGGAUGUUAACUGCAAGGCUUUUGCCUUAAGUAGCAAAACCAGGGAGAUCAGAAGAGAAACAUCAUGUGUGUGCUAUGAAAUCUCCACAUUGCUUAGCUGAAGUAACGACAAAACCGCUUUUUGCCCCGUGGCUUGUUAAUUUGCUUGCAGCUUUACUCACAUCUGUUCAAAGGGAAGGAAGAAUAGACGCAAUACUGCUGUUUUGGUCACAGUGUAGUACUGAUUUGGUAGCAGAAUGCUUCCAGCUUUCCUGUCCCUUUUGCAGGUAAUAGCAGCUAGUCAAGGAAUGAAACGGUGGAAAAUCAAGUCUGCUGUCUUUGAUGGGACAGAAUUUGCCUUCAUGUGGAAAAAAAAAUGUAUUCCCACCAGCCUAUUAGCAAUUCACAUGAAUUAUUUUCACACUCCAACAUCCUUGCUUAAAUUGGUUACUUAUACUUUGCAUUGUAAUGGACAGACAGAAUAUACAUGAAUCUAAAAACAGGUAAAAAUGAUGUUAGAGGGAAAUUGUAUUAAAGUAGUACAGAUUUUACUCAAAAGUUUGAUUUCACUGUAGGACUUCUUUGGUUCACCAAAAAGCGCUAUGGUGGCUGGUAUAACUUAGACAUAUUUCAGACAUACUGUUUAAUCAUCAGAAAAGGUUUCUGAAUGUUCACAAGAACAGCAGUCUGUUUCUGCUUUUGGACAUAGUACAUAUGAAAACCUUUUCUUCAUUUUGCCAUUUAAUCUAAGAUUGAUCCUCAAGAAAAUGUCAGUAAUUGAUCUUGUAAUUUUAGGAUCAAUAAAAUACAUUUUAAAGCACAGCAUAUCCUAUAAGAAAAGCCUAAUGCUCUUCAUUUCAUAUUCUUCAUUGUCUUAGAUGGAUGUCUAAUAGUAAAACUGAAACUAGGGAUGUAAUUACCACUUCCAUUACAAAAACAUGUUUUUCAGGGACUUAUAACUUGUACAAGUGGAAUCCUGACAUAAAAUUCCAGGUUUUACCAUGAAGUCAAGUCUGUUUCCAUGAGUUAGAUAUUUCCCUGUUACAGGAUGUUCCAAUAAAAAUAUUGCUUUAUUACCAGAUAAAUUCAACUGGUGAAAAUCUAGAUCUGUUAAUUUCGUGUGACGGCACUCGUUUUAAGUAUGCUAAAGUUACCUUUCAGCAGUACAGGCUCGUAUUUCCAAUUAAAAUGUGUAAGGGUAAGACUGAA